CGUUUUUUACGAGUGAUUUCAGUUCAAUUACGAUUUCAGUUCAAUUAAGUGAUCAUUGAUGAUGUUGAUGUUAUGUUAGAGUUAAUGUUAGUGUCACUGUUAGUACUCCCUCUGCAGUACAUGAUGACAGUGUAGUGCGUGCCUAGCAUAAACAAAAAAACAUAAAAACAACAGCAAAUGUUUUAUGUUGUUCCACAAGGCACAACGAUUUCUAAUCAUUUGCAUUGCAAGGGCGUAAAUCGUAAGGCUAAGUUUGACCGAGUCGGCGAACAUGGUCGAUGUCGUCCGUCAUCAUGGCAACCGCACCUGCCGGCCGUCCUGACCGGCAGGAUGCCAUCUCGCCUCGUCCGCCUGCUGCUGCCGCUGCGCUGUCGCGGUCACGGCAGCGACCAGGGAAGCGGACAGAGGAUGGACAUGCUGAGCGGCAUUCGCGUGGCAAUGCUGCUCCUCACCAUGGCAACGAUGGUGUUCGUGCUAACCCACAUCCUUCUAUACUCAGACUCGCUGUCUCCCGUCGCCGUGGAACGCGGCGGCGGGGGCGAAGCGGACUAUGGCUUCGUCGAUAGGAAGCAGCACACCGGUUCUACCGUGAGAUUAUUUCAGCGCGUUUGCCGGGCUGAUCGACGUAGUUUAGUUCGGCUCAUCAGGGUUGAUACCAAUGAAUCUCCAAGUAUUAGUAGUAUUAUCCGUGAUAAUCCGCACCUCCAGCCAGGUGGUAAAUAUGUGCCAACUGGCUGUCGCUCACAGCAAAAGGUUGCCAUAAUUAUACCGUAUCGAGAUAGGUGGCAGCACCUGCGUCUGCUGUUGAAGCACCUACACCCGAUGCUUCAGCAUCAAAUGGUUGAUUAUAGGAUUUUUGUCGUUGAGCAGGCUGGACAGAAUAUCUUCAACAAGGGCCUAAUCAUGAACAUCGCGUUUGACGUAGCGACGAAGUUGGAGGAUUUCGACUGCUUUGUUUACCACGACGUCGACCUAAUACCCGAAUCAGAGUUGAACCUCUAUAUGUGUAAUAGUCAGGCCAGGCACUUGUCGCCUGGGGUCGACCAGAUGAGAUAUGUACUGAUGUACAACAGAUUAGCCGGCGGGGUUUUAGCCCUGAGACGGUCUCAAAACAUACAAGUGAACGGCUUUUCGAACAUUUAUUGGGGCUGGGGAGCGGAAGACGACGACAUGUCGCGAAGGAUUUGGAUUCGGGCUGUUGAUAACGAGACCGCCCAAUCACAUCGGACGUUACAAAAUGAUCAGUCAUCAGAAAAGAGAGGCGGCGACAAACAGGAUGGAUCUGCUGAGUAAAUGGCGACGCUGGCGGAAAGACGGCAUCACACACUGAAGAAUCUGAACUACAGCGUCGUCGCGGUCGCGCCGAGCAACCGCUGUACACAAACAUCACCGUCGACAUCGGACCGCCGCCGCUGUCGCACCCAGAGCUGGCAAGCGUAGCCAGCGCAAAGUGGUACUGGGUGUGACGCGUAGGCACCAGCGGCAAAUGCUGGGCAGAGCUGGGCUAGAGCCUGAGCCAGGGGCAGAGCUGGGCUAGAGCAGAGCAGGGGCAGAGCUGGGCUGGAGCCAGAGCAGGGCGAGCUGGGCUAGAGGCAAGAGCCAGGGGCAGAGCUGGGCUAGAGCCAGAGCCAGGGGCAGAGCUGGGCUAGAGCCAGAGCCAGGGGCAGAGCUGGCGAGCGUCACUAGUGCAAAGUGUGCUGGGUGUGAUGUGCGCGCGCCAAUAGCAAAAAUUUUGUUAUCGGAAACAAAAUUUUAGUCUUAAUGUUUUAAAUUUAAUGUCCU
Messenger RNA from Priapulus caudatus, 1782 nucleotides. Its product is annotated as beta-1,4-N-acetylgalactosaminyltransferase bre-4-like. The record is from RefSeq and is a predicted model, not a curated record. Lineage: Eukaryota; Metazoa; Priapulida; Priapulimorpha; Priapulimorphida; Priapulidae. The coding region runs from base 178 to 1293 and encodes 371 amino acids. Gene Ontology annotation, molecular function: N-acetyl-beta-glucosaminyl-derivative 4-beta-N-acetylgalactosaminyltransferase activity. The transcript is spliced from 8 exons. Gene Ontology annotation, biological process: glycosphingolipid biosynthetic process; carbohydrate metabolic process.